AUGCUCAAGCGUCCCGGCGGAAGAGGAAUCGGCAUGGGCAAUCCCCAAUACGACUCCUUCUCCGACAAAAUGUACAGAUACAGGAGCGUCCUCCUCGUCAUCUCUGUCCCUCUCCUCCUCCUCACCAUGGUCCUCUACAUCAUGCCCGGCGGCGGCGGAGGCGGCGAGCUGUCCACCACCGUCACCACCAACCGCAACCACCGCAAGCUGCCUCCCAAGACCUCUUAUGCCGUGAUCUUUGACGCCGGCAGCUCCGGCAGCCGCGUCCACGUCUUCUGCUUCGACCACAACCUCCAGCUCCUCCCCAUCGGCAAGGAUCUCGAGCUCUUCAUUCAGGUCAAGCCUGGCUUGAGCGCUUAUGCCAAGGACCCUCGCUCUGCUGCCGAGUCCCUCACUGGGCUUCUCGACGAGGCCGAAAGGGCUGUCCCAAAAGACCUGCGCUCCUUCACUCCCGUCCGCGUUGGGGCUACUGCUGGCUUGAGGGCUUUGGAGGGCGAUGCUUCUGACCGCAUUCUCCAAGCCGUUCGGGAUCUGUUGAAAGAAAGAAGCAGCCUCAGCUCCAAACCCGAUUCCGUCACUGUUAUUGAUGGAACUCAAGAGGGUUCCUUCCAGUGGGUGACAAUAAACUAUCUACUAGGAAAUGUUGGGAAGAAGUAUUCAGAUACUGUUGGUGUAGUCGAUCUUGGGGGUGGAUCUGUUCAAAUGGCUUAUGCCAUUUCAGAGGCAGAUGCCGCAAAGGCACCGAGGUUAUCAGAUGGAGAUGAUUCGUAUGUAAGAGAAAUGACUCUUAAAGGAACAAAAUAUAACCUCUAUGUUCACAGUUACUUGCAUUACGGGUUACUAGCAGCUCGAGCAGAGAUUUUAAAGGUUUCUGAUGAUUCUGGCAACCCCUGCAUCUUAACUGGAUAUGAUGGUUCUUACAAAUAUGGAGGACAAAUUUAUAAAGCGUCGGCUUCCUCAUCUGGAUCAAGUGUUGAGGGGUGCAUGACGGUAGUUAUGAAGGCACUCAAAGUAAAUGAAGCAACAUGUACCCACAUGAAGUGCACCUUUGGCGGGGUAUGGAAUGGUGGAGGAGGGGAUGGACAACGGAACCUUUUUGUAGCUUCAUUUUUCUUUGACAGAGCUGCUGAGGCUGGCUUUGUUAACCGAAACGAACCUGUUGCCAAAGUUCGCCCUGGGAACUUUGAGGAGGCAGCUAAGCGUGCUUGUGAAACUAAACUUGAGGAUGCUAAAUCCGCUUAUCGGGAUGUUGAGGAGGACAAUCUGCCGUUCUUGUGCAUGGAUCUUGUUUACCAAUUUACAUUGCUUGUAAAUGGAUUUGGUCUAGAUCCGUGGCAAGAGAUUACGUUGGUGAAGAAGGUCAAGUAUAAUAAUGCCUUGGUUGAAGCAGCAUGGCCACUAGGCAGUGCCAUAGAGGCUGUGUCCUCAUUAUAA
Molecule: messenger RNA, 1434 nt
Organism: Prunus armeniaca (apricot)
Lineage: Eukaryota; Viridiplantae; Streptophyta; Magnoliopsida; Rosales; Rosaceae
Source: the annotation of a GenBank genome assembly